CAGCAUCAAUUCUCGAUAACCAUCUUGAUCGAUCCAUCUCAACCAAUCCAUUGUUGAUCAUGAGGUCGACGUGGUUGGCGUUUGCAUUGGCGGCGCUCGUCGUCGCGUCGGUGGCACACGCCUCGCCGCCGCCGAAACUUGAGGUCGGGUUCUACAAGCACACGUGCCCGCAGGCGGAGGAGAUCGUGCGCGACGCCGUCCGCCGCGCCGUCGGCCGGGACCGUGGCCUCGGCGCAGGCCUCAUCCGCAUGCACUUCCACGACUGCUUCGUCCGGGGCUGCGACGGCUCCAUCCUCAUCAACUCCACCCCUGGGCACGAGGCGGAGAAGGACUCGCCGGCGAACAAACCCAGCAUGCGUGGCUUCGACGUCAUUGACGACGCCAAGGCCGCCCUCGAGGCGCACUGCCCACGAACCGUCUCCUGCGCGGACGUCGUCGCCUUCGCGGCGCGCGACGGGGCCUUCCUCGUCGGCGGCAUCGACUACAAAGUCCCCUCGGGACGCCGCGACGGCCGCGUCUCCAACGCCAACGAGGUGCUCACCAACAACGUCCCGUCACCGACCGACCGCGUCCGCCAGCUCGUCGAGAGCUUCAAGCGCAAGGGCCUCUCCGCCGACGACAUGGUCACGCUCUCCGGCGCGCACACCGUCGGCCGCUCCCACUGCUCCUCCUUCACGCAGCGGCUCUACAACUUCAGCGGCCAGGUCGGCAGGACGGACCCAUCCAUCGAAGCCGGUUACGCGGCGCACCUCAAGAUGCGGUGCCCAUGGCCGUCCAGCGACGACCAGAUGGACCCCACGGUGGUGCCGCUCGACCCAGUGACACCCGCGAGCUUCGACAACCAGUACUUCAAGAACGUUCUCGCGCACAAGGUCCUGCUCACCUCCGACCAGACGCUGCUUGACAGCCCGUGGACUGCCGGGGUCGUCAAGUUCCACGCCACCGUCGAGAAGGCGUGGCAGGUCAAGUUCGCGGCGGCCAUGGUCAAGAUGGGCAAAAUCGAGGUGCUCACCGGCCACGAGGGGGAGAUCAGGGAGAAGUGCAACGUCGUGAACCACUACUAGCAUAGCUAUUAUUGGAUUUAAUCUUAUUGUUCAAGUAUUCAUCAUACGUAAACGAGUCUAAGUAGUGGGCUGAGUCCAAAUUAGCUAUCGUGUUGCAUGGCGUAGAGAGUUGAUUAGUGGUCAAUGAAGCAUGGAGAGCGUGUGCGUAGUCGGAGUCGAGUACACGUACUAAUGUGUGCACGUUAAGAUAUAGCUGCAUGUAUUAGGAAGUGAGUCAUUUCGACUAUUUAGCAUUGAGUCUGUACUGCAUAUCAAAUAAGAGAAAUAGGGAGGAAAAAGGCACUGGUGUGCCGUGCCACAAAA
Molecule: messenger RNA, 1367 nt
Organism: Phragmites australis (common reed)
Lineage: Eukaryota; Viridiplantae; Streptophyta; Magnoliopsida; Poales; Poaceae
Product: peroxidase 5-like
Exons: 1
Coding region: 60-1064 (334 amino acids)
Biological process (GO): response to oxidative stress; hydrogen peroxide catabolic process
Cellular component (GO): plant-type cell wall; plasmodesma
Molecular function (GO): heme binding; peroxidase activity
Source: RefSeq, a predicted model, not a curated record